UUUUCAGAAAACCACGACGAAAUGCAGGCGUCGACAUCACAACAGCCGUUCAUAGGUCCGAACUAUGCAAAGCAUGGUGGCGAGAUCUGCUCGGUUUACAGCCGACCCGAUCAUGGAUCAUCAGGAAAGCUCAUACCACUCGUCGUCAACUGGUAUCGACUGAAGUGUGGUCUAGAAGGGAAAAAGAUAUACAUUUACGAUGUGCAAGUCUUCGAAAUGUCACGUACAAAGAAAGGGUAUCCAAAACGAAUACCUAUAAAGGGAAGAGAUGAGCUGCGUAUUCUGUUUUGGAAUUGUCUGCGAAACUAUUCCAAUAUUUUUGGACCAUACACUCGGACGGUCUUCGAUGACUUCUCCAAAGCUUUCUCUAUGAAUCAUUGGCAUUUGAAAGAUGACAAGGGCAAUGUACAAUUCUUUAACGGACCCAAAAAUGGACCAAAAAAGAAUUAUAUCAUGUCCAUCAAGCUACAAACAGAUCUUAUCUUUAAUCUGUCAAGCAAAGACGACCAACAACGAGAUACCUCCGCUUUGGUGACGAAAACUCUUUUUACACAGCGGGCACGAUAUGCACCCGCACCGAGCGAUAGACGAGGCUGGUCUUUUGUCAAUCAGUGGGAAGUUUGCUAUGGCUCCAUAUAUCGAAUCCCUCGUCUUGGAAGUGAUCCAGAAAUUAGUGUAAAAGUUGGACCGGGAGUGAGAGCAUGGUUGGGCAUAUACACUUCCGUAAAGAAGCUUCAGAAUAACACCCCUGCGCUGGCUUUCGGGUUGGUAAAUCGUCUCUAUUAUGAAUUAGAGAUGGACUUGAUAACUUUCUAUUGCGAUGUUGUCGAAGAGCUGGGCUUGUUCCACGGAAAAAAUAAAAACCGAGCAGAGGUGCUAAAAAGAAUGGGAAUGAACAAGGAACAAAGAAAACAUAUGACAGACCGAUUGAAGGGUGUGCGACUGAUGACGAAGAAGUUUUUGUCAUGGAACAAGCACGACGAUUUUUGGCGGCUGUCUGAACGACGAAUGAUAUUUGUUGAAGUUGCUGGUCAUACACCUAGAGGGCUAAGACUUGGUGAAAUGUCAAUGGAAGAAAUAUAUUAUCGACUAGGAGAACGUCUAAUGUAUCCAAAUCUGCCUCUCUGCAAAGUUAGCAUCGGCAAAAAAGAGUACGAGUUACCUAUGGAAGUGCUGAUCCUGCACGAAAAACCGCAAAGAUACACAAGGACGAUGAAUGCAUUUAUGAAGACGAAUUUUAUCAAAGGAGUUUGUCGCGAACCAUUGGCACACAAAAAGUUGACAGAACGAAUGUUUGAUUGGAUGGAGUAUGGGAAUAUGAACAUGAACUUUCUUCGUGAUUUCAUGUUUAAUGUGAGUCCGUCAAUGAUAGGCUGUGAUGGUAAGGUAUUGGACGCCCCAGCACUUGUUGACAAGGAAGGAAACAGGAUUCCCCUAACGUACAAGAGAGAGAUACGACAAAAGGAAGUGAAUGAACCUCCACUUGGAGACAUAUAUUGCGCUGUAGUGAUAAUGGCAAGAGAGAGGAGGGCUGAAAAGCAGAAUGUCUGCCAAGUAGACGAUGUUGGCACAUUUUUUCUCGAAUUAAUGGAGAAAUGUCGUGAAUGUGGAUUGAACGUCGCUGAACAGCCACUUUUACGAUAUUACGAAAGAGCAGAUGCGACGAAUUUUGAACAAUAUGUGGAUGAUGCUCAAGAGCGAUUCAAGAUGCAAAAUGGGACGCAAAAAAAUUUGCUGCUGCUAGUAAUAAAUGACCGCUAUGAUUCGUAUGGCAAUCGAGGAGGAGCUUACGGGUUCAUAAAAUCAGUAUGUGACAAUAAGUAUGGUAUCGCUAGUCAAGUCAUAGAUGCUUCCACUCUCACGUCAGCAGUUCAGAACACUAAUAAGACCGUUUACGACAAUAUCGUUCUUAAAAUAAAUGCCAAACUUGGAGGAGUAAAUCGUGCAGUUCUUUUUGAGAAUGAAACUUCUGAACCAAAAACGAAAGAUUCAGUGAUGUAUGUCGGAAUAGACGUUACACAUCCGACUGCGAACAGCGGUAUUGACAUCUCGAUCGCUUCCAUGGUGGCAAACUUUGACUUGGCUGCUACGAGGUAUACCAAUGAGAUUUUUGCGCAAAUGAAAGGAAAGGAAACCGUUGAAUGUUUUGAGAGGCAGUUCUGUCGACUGAUGAUUAAAUUUCAUGAGCACUCGAAAGUAUGGCCUCGUCACAUUGUUAUCUUUCGCGACGGUGUCAGCGACUCUGAAAUGCUACGCACAGCAUUCAUCGAGCUGAAGUGGAUCAAAGACUCAUGGAAGAAAAUGACGAUGAUAAGUAACGAUGAUUUGGCUCUUGAUGUGACCUAUACUUACAUAGUGAUUCAAAAACGACAUGUGACACGAUUCUAUCAACCUUCGAAAGACGAGAAGGGAGAGGACACUUACGUGAAUGUGCCAUCUGGAACAAUUGUUGAUAAUGUCGUUGUCUCACCACAGCUAUUUGACUUUUACUUGGCAUCGCAGAUCGGAGCCAUUGGUACAACUCGCCCAGCCCACUACACCGUCGUGCUUGAUGACUGGGGUAUGAGUUCAGAUCAAAUCUAUGAGAUGUGUUAUCGGCUGUGUUUCCUCUAUGCACGAUGUAGGAUACCCGUAUCAUUGCCAUGCCCUGUCUAUUAUGCUCAUCUCGUUUGUGAAAAGGCAAAGGAAGUCUAUAAAACUCUGUGCAAUGAACAUCGAUUCGACCAAUUUGCAGAUGAUGCAGAAGGAGAGGCAUUGAGAAAGAAUGCAAUAGAAAGUUACUUGGCUGUACACAAGGAUUAUCCGGGAAUGCAUUUUGUUUAGUUUGCUAGGUUAAAUCUCUAUGUUGUAUCUACUAGUAGUGCUUACAUAAUCCAGAAAGUAGUAUAAUACUAACAAAUUGUAAAUGGUGCUUUAUGUAAGUAAUUGCCAUAUCUUGACUGUUCAUGAUUACUGAUCUUGUGCUAAAUCUUUUAUAUGUUAUACCUCAGAAUUUUCUUGUACCAUAAUGCUGAGCUGUCAGUCCCACGUCCUUCUAUUUCGGCUUUUUACUCACAAAAUUAUCAGUUUGUUGUUUCUCUUUCAAAUUUGAUCACAAAUACACCAAUGGUUAACCUUUUAGAAAUUUUCGUUUUAUGUUACGCUUUAUUUUCAUAGUUUCUAACUUCCUUACUUCGUACCCUUCCCAUACAAUCAGUAUGUGCAAUGAUUUCUCUC
Molecule: messenger RNA, 3216 nt
Organism: Cylicocyclus nassatus
Lineage: Eukaryota; Metazoa; Nematoda; Chromadorea; Rhabditida; Strongylidae
Source: the annotation of a GenBank genome assembly